GUUGGGAACUAGAGAAGGACGGGAGGUUACUAGUCCAAGAAUAUCAAACGGUCAACCCCUUACCGGCCCCCACUCACACACACACUUCGUUUCACCACUUUGCCCCUCCCCUUUUGUCACCUCCCCUCCUCUAUUGUGUUUUCUGCGUGUUAUCUCGCACACUCACCAAAAGCAAAGAAACCGUUGUGCCCCUAUUCAACCCUGACCCCACCCACCCACCACCCAAUCUUCAUACAAUUUCACCACUAAACACCACCGCCAUGCCUUAGCUACCAGCCUGCCCACACUAACUUACACUGCCUAGCCGAUUUAUAUCUAUACAUGCUCGCGGUCAUGUCUUCUUCAAAUGAUAAAACUAAUAACAUUCCACCGACUACUUCUUCUGCUACUAAAGACCUCUUUCCUUCCACUUCUCUUUCUCUCACUCUCGGAAUAUAUCGUGAAGAAGAAGAAGAUGAUCGGAAAGAAGAAGGUGUCGGUGGUGCUAAUGCUACGAUGGCGACGACGACGACGGUGACGGAGAUAAGCAGCGAGAAUUCUGGACCGGCGAGGUCACGAUCAGAUGAUGAGUUAUUUGACGCUGAUCCUGACGUUGAUGAUGGAGAUGAUGAUGAUCCUAAUAAUAAAAAUAAAACUAAAAAGAGAAAAAAGUACCACCGCCACACCGCUGAACAAAUUCGUGAAAUGGAAGCGCUAUUUAAGGAGUCACCUCAUCCGGAUGAGAAGCAAAGACAACAGUUGAGCAAGCGGUUAGGCCUUCAUCCCAGACAAGUGAAGUUCUGGUUCCAAAAUCGCCGGACCCAAAUUAAGGCUAUACAAGAGCGCCAUGAAAAUUCGCUGUUAAAAUCAGAAAUGGAUAAAGUACGUGAUGAAAAUAAGCUGUUGAGGGAGACAAUUAAAAAGGGCACUUGUCCUAACUGCGGCUUUGGUAGCUCUAGCAAGGAUGCCGCUGCUAACACUAAUGAACGACAGCUUCAAAUUGAAAAUGCCAAACUUAAAGCUGAGAUUGAGAAGCUGAAGACAUCAAUUGGGAAAUAUCCACAGGGAACAUCACCAAGAAACUCCUCUUCUGCACGAAAUGACCAUGAAAACAGAAGCUCAUUAGAUCUGUGUAGUGGCGUAUUUGGGCUUGAAAAGUCUAGAAUAAUGGAGAUUGUCAAUUUAGCUACCGAAGAGCUUGUAAAGAUGGCUAGUGCUGGGGAACCAUUGUGGAUUCGGAGCUUGGAGACAGGUCGAGAUAUACUUAACUAUGAUAAAUACUUGAAUGAGGUCUCCAUGGAGACUUCAAGCAAUGUUCAACCAAGGAGAAGCAUCGAGGCAUCUAGAGAUCGUGGUGUUGUCUUUGUCGAUCUCCCACGUCUAGUUCAGAGUUUCAUGGAUGUGAAAGAAUUUGAAGAAAUGUUUCCAUGUAUGAUCUCAAAAGCAGCUACUCUUGAUGUUAUCUCCAGUGGGGAGGGUGCCAACAGAAAUGGCGCAGUUCAAUUGAUGUUUGCGGAGUUGCAGAUGCUAACCCCUUUGGUCGCCACAAGAGAAGUGUAUUUCGUGAGAUCUUCCAAGCAAUUGAAUGCUGAUAAGUGGGUCAUUGUGGAUGUAUCAAUUGACAAUGUAGAAAAAAACAUCGAUGCAUCCCUUGCUAGAUGUAGAAAACGUCCAUCUGGCUGUAUCAUUGAGGACAAAUCAAACGGCCACUGUCAGGUGACGUGGAUUGAACAUCUGGAAUGCCAGAAAAGCACCGCUCAUUCUAUGUAUCGUGCAAUCAUCAACAGUGGUCUUGCUUUUGGAGCAAGACAUUGGUUGGCCACAUUGCAGCAACAAUGCGAGCGUCUUGCAUUUUUCCUUGCAACAAAUGUUCCCACGAAGGAUUCUAGUGGAAUUGGUACACUCGCUGGGAGAAAAAGUAUUUUAAAGUUGGCUCAGAGAAUGACGUCGAGUUUUGCUCGAGCGCUAGGAGCAUCAAGCUAUCACACAUGGAAAAAGAUACCAUGUAAGACUGGAGAUGACGUAAGGGUAACUUACAGGAAGAACCUAAAUGAUCCCGGUGAACCUUUGGGGGUUAUACUUUGUGCAGCAGCUUCUAUAUGGUUGCCCAUUUCUCACACUCUUCUUUUUGAUUUCCUAAGGGAUGAAACCCGAAGGAAUGAGUGGGAUAUAUUGUCAAAUGGUGGUCCAGUGCAAUCUAUAGCCAACUUGGCAAAAGGACAAGUUCGGGGAAAUACUGUCUCCAUCCAUACAAUGAAGUCGAAGGAGAAUAUGUGGAUGGUCCAAGAUAGUUGUACAAACGCAUACGAGUCCAUGGUCGUGUGCGCACCAGUGGCUGUGACCAACAUGCAAUCUGUAAUGGCUGGCUGUGACUCUAGCAGCAUUGCUAUAUUACCCUCGGGGUUUUCAAUUCUACCUGAUGGGGUGGAAACAAGGCCUUUAGUGAUCACUUCAAAGGCAGAGGAUCAGAGUUCGGAAGGCGGGUCUUUGCUGACAGUUGGUUUUCAGAUUCUCACAAGUGAUUCCCCCACAUCUCAGCCUAGUGUGGAAUCUGUGGAGUCGGUCAAUACACUUAUCUCAAGCACUCUGCACAAUAUUAAGGUUGCAUUACAGUGUGAAGAUCAGUGAUUACCACAACAUUUUAGAUAAUCAUUAAUAAUUAUGGAGUUUAAGGGGAUCCCAAAUAGUGUUUUUUGCCACCAAAAAACCGACUUUUUCCAAAUAUUUGGUGAAAAAGUCUUCGUACAAGUAAAUAUUUGGCAGGCUUUAUGCUCUCGAAUGACGGGUUAUAAUCUGUCAAGACAAGAUACUAAACUUAAUUGUGAAUUACUCUUUGAUUAUGGUCAACUUAGUCAUAUUUUGUACUUGUUGAUAGAUUAGUUUGUUCUCUCGGAUCUUAACUGUGGCUGAAGAUUCGCAUGUGAAAUUAUCUUUUCAGCUUACUGUUUCAUUGAUGAAAAUAAAAGCUCAUUGUUUUUCA
This is a messenger RNA of Erigeron canadensis, 2959 nucleotides long. Its product is annotated as homeobox-leucine zipper protein GLABRA 2. The transcript is spliced from 11 exons. Gene Ontology annotation, molecular function: lipid binding; DNA-binding transcription factor activity, RNA polymerase II-specific; DNA binding. NCBI's taxonomy places the organism in Eukaryota, Viridiplantae, Streptophyta, Magnoliopsida, Asterales, Asteraceae. The record is from RefSeq and is a predicted model, not a curated record. Gene Ontology annotation, biological process: regulation of DNA-templated transcription. Bases 322 to 2607 code for a protein of 761 amino acids.